AUGGCAACCAAUCCAGAUAUUGAGUCAGACAUUCCCCAUGAGGUGUACUCCUUCUUCAGGGCCUUGAAUAAGGCAGUUGAUUCAUGGGAUACAAACUUACUGCAUGAUAUGUACGAGAACCAGUUCCCAAGUUUUACACAGAAUUUUUAUGUUGCAGGCCCAGGUCAGUUCCGCCCAUGGCCGUCGCUUCGUAUUAAGGCAGUCUCUGAUUGCUUUAAGAAUCGCACAGCAGAACAGUUGUACUCCUUUUUGCGUUUCAAGCAUCUUUUUACUGACCGAGCUGUGAAAUUGAGCGACGCCAAAUCUUCUUGGGAGACGUUCAGCAAUCUCUUUACUGCUCUCCCAUCAGGAAGCUGCGAUGUUCCAAAUUGGCUUCUCUGGGACAUAUUUGAUGAAUUUUUGUUUCAAAUGACUGUGGUUUAUCAGAAGCGUUUUGCAGGACGAGUUGAGUGGUCGGUGAGUGAAGCAGUACAAAUGCUUCAGAGAGUCGUUGCUGAAUCAGGUAUUGAGGAAGCUAUUCAAACGGAAAAUCCUGAUGAAAUCACUAAACCUGGAGCGAAACACGCCCAAUGGAUGUGCGGAUUUUUUGGAAUUAUUACCCUAGCCAAGAUUGAUGUGCUGCUAGGUGACUACAAUGGCGCAUUGAGUACUUUGGAAACGCUGGAUAUCUAUGGUCGUGGAAGACAGGUUCUAUUAACUAUUGCCCCUGCAAACGUUUCACUCUUGUACCAUGUGGGUUUCAGCUACCUUAUGCUUCGACGCUACGCAGAUGCCAGUCGUGUUUUCCGCCUAAGUCUAUCUACAAAGGUUGGAAAUCGCAAAUUUUCAGAGAAAAUGCAACUUGACUGUGCUUAUAUGCACGUUAUUUCAUGCAUAUUGGGUGGUAUGCAGCCAGAUAAUUUAAGUUGGUUAAUGGAACCACGAAAACUCUCAGCCUUUGAAGAUGAUAAGGAACUUCUUGCAGCUGGUGAUGAGGAACGAUUCCGUGAGGUAUUUGAUCGGUGUAGCCCAAAGUUCCUUGCUGUUCCACCCAUAACUACUAGUGUGUACAAGGGAACUGAAGGUAAAGAGCUUCAGGCGCGUCUUUUCCGUCGAACCGUUAAACAACAAGAGGAUAUAAUUAAACUGCGCGGUUACCUUGGCGUUUACCAGACAACCACCACUGAACUUGUGAAGACUAUUCUAGAUGUGGAUGAUGGAUUUGUGCCAUUGUUUGCCAUGAAGCUACGUUCACGUCAGCUUGUACAUGAUGGUGUUUCAGCAGAUCUGUUGUCAGGUACUUUUGCUGUUCGUGCAGCUCUUGACUGUACUGUUAAAGGUGAAAACAUCAAUGUUGUUCAGAAGUCUUCGUAUCGUACGACUGAAUCUAAGUACUGGAUGCGAAUUAAUAAUUUGCGCCGUCGGUACAGGCACUUCGAAAACCAGAGGCAAGAAAGACAAGAGAGACGUCAGGCGCAACAUGUUUCGAAUGUUAAUUGA
Molecule: messenger RNA, 1479 nt
Organism: Trypanosoma theileri
Lineage: Eukaryota; Euglenozoa; Kinetoplastea; Trypanosomatida; Trypanosomatidae
Product: eukaryotic translation initiation factor 3 subunit L
Exons: 1
Coding region: 1-1479 (492 amino acids)
Biological process (GO): translational initiation
Cellular component (GO): eukaryotic translation initiation factor 3 complex; cytoplasm
Molecular function (GO): translation initiation factor activity
Source: RefSeq, a predicted model, not a curated record